UUAGAAAUCUAAUAUCUUCAGAAAGUGAGUCUCAAAAGCAUUUCAUCAGUUUUGGGGACCGCACGUUUGUUAAUUCAUCUGUGGUGAUAGGUGAGAAGUUUUUAAAAUUGAUCACGAUAUACAGGAGAUUCGUAUGGUAUUCUCUUAUUGUGCGUUGAUUCCUAAACGAUGCAAUCCACGCUUGUUCAAUUGACAGUCAGUGUUCAUAGAAAUCCUACGUACAAGCAUUAAUGCUUUGGUGUUGUCUCAAUUUCAUUUUGUGUCCAAUUAUUCAGUAAAAUUCCAAGUGUUAACUAGAAAUUGUUUAAGAAUGUCCACAAAUAAGUCAGACGAGGAGUGGAAAUGUAUAUUGAAUCCUGAACAGUAUCGAGUAGCUCGUCUUAAAGGCACAGAAGCACCUUUUACUGGCGAAUAUUAUCAUAAUAAAGAGAAAGGGGAAUACCUCUGUGUAUGUUGCGGAUCAAAACUUUUCGAUUCAUCUGCAAAGUAUGAUAGUGGGUCAGGUUGGCCAUCGUUUUACCAAGUUCAUGGAUCAAAUGGACGAGAUGAUUCACAAACAAAUAUUAUCAGAACAGAAGAUAAUUCACUUGACUCAAUGCGAAUAGAAAUCUCAUGUAAACAGUGUGGCGCUCAUCUUGGUCAUGUAUUUGAAGAUGGACCUAAACCAACAGGUUUACGUUAUUGUGUAAACAGUGCAUCUCUGUCAUUUAAAAAAGCAGAAUAAUUAGUGGAAAUAAUAUCAAUGAGAUCAGUUGACUGAUAAGAAUGCGUCAGGUUGUUGUAAAAAUUGAUUAAAUUUUCUUCGUUGUAUGUAUUAAUCAGGUAUCCGUUCAUAAAUUCUUACGGUUUCUUA
This is a messenger RNA of Schistosoma turkestanicum, 853 nucleotides long. Lineage: Eukaryota; Metazoa; Platyhelminthes; Trematoda; Strigeidida; Schistosomatidae. The record is from the annotation of a GenBank genome assembly.